AUGGGCCAAACUAAGAUAAGUCUUAAGGAAUUGGCCAGUGUCAAGCGUAAAACACAAGAGUCUAUUGAUGAUUAUUUGAAUAGAUUUAGAUUGCUUAAAGCUAGGUGUUUUACUCAAGUACCUGAACAUGAACUUGUCGAAAUAGCUGCUGGUGGCUUAGAUUAUUCGAUUAGAAAGAAAUUAGAUACUCAAUACUUAAGAGAUAUGUCUCAAUUGGCUGAUAGAGUUCGACAACUCGAAAAGCUAAAAGCUGAAAAGUUUAGGAAUUCAAAGUUUCAGAAAAAGAAAGAAAUUAAUUUUGUUGAUUCCUAUGAUAGUGAUUAUGAUGAUGACACUGAGUAUUCUGAUUUUGAUGAAAGUGAAGUUAAUGUGGCUGAAUUAAAGUCAGGGCCUCCUUAUACAUGCAAAUUGCUGAGGCCUUCGAAUGGGAAAAAUCCAGUCGAACCAAAGAAUGAUAAGUUUGUUGCAAAAACCUACACAUUUGACAUUACUAAAUGUGAUGAGAUCUUUGAUUUAUUGGCUGCUGAUGGCCAAAUAAUUGUGCCAAAAGAUUUAAAAAUGCCUCCAAUAGAUCAAAGAAAGAAAAGAGGUUAUUGUAAAUAUCAUAAUUAUUUGGGCCACAAAACUUAUCAAUGUGUUCUUUUCAGGGACCUGGUUCAAAAAGCUUUGAACGAAGGAAGGCUCAAGUUCGCUGAAAAAACUAAGCUUCAGAUGAAAGUGGACACUGAUCCACUACCUGCUGCUGAUGCUAGUUUAGUGGAAGUUUAUGAUUGCAACAUGAUUGAUGUUGUUGAUGCUGCUGCUUCUGUCAAAGCUAUUCCUGAAAAGGAGUAUGAGAAGAAAGUUAGGGAGGUGUAUCCCAAUGCUGAGGAGGAGCUGGUUGAUUAUCUGAACAGGUGCAAGCUGAACAAUGCUGAGGUCAUGCUGUGUCCAAGAUGCAGCGCUGUAUGUGAUAAGAAAGCUACUGAAGGCCUUCGAAAUGUGUUUCCAUUUGCUGAGAACAAACGAAAAUGGCCAAAUGCUAGGCCAAACCAGAAAAACUGGCCAUAUAAGAGGAUUGAUUGGGGAAAAACUGCUGUCCAAACCCCUUCGAUUCAUCAAAGGCUUGGUCCUCAACGCACUUUCAAGCCAUCACACAAAGCUCCAGCUAACCAGUGGGUCAGUGGACAAUAUGUUGCUUUCAAUAACAAGAAACUGAUGGAGAAAGGGAGUUCUAGCAAUGUCAAUGUGAAGAUAGUUGCUGAAGCCAGUGGUUUGAAGGCUCCUGCUGUGCCUAAAGAAGUUAAGUCUGUGCCAGAAACCAAUAAACAUGGUUACAGAAAUAACUACAAGGGAAAGAACCCUAUGACUCGAACUCAAUGGCGCAGGUUCCAGCGCAGAAAGAAACUUGCAAGUCAGAAUGUGAAUGCUGGGGGCAAUGCUACUGUGGUCCAGAAAGUUGAAAUUGCCAGGAGACCAGCUAAAGAAAGGCUCACUCCAGUUGUCGAAAUGGCUGAACCUGAAAAGGAGAAAGCUGAGAAAGGAAAAGAAGUGGAGGGAGAAAAUGAAGAGGACUACAUGGAUGACGAUGACCUCUUAGAUGAUGAACCAGACUUUGAUGUCUUGGUUAAUGUGAUUUCAAUUCUGCCUGUUGAAUAUAAUGUUCAGACAGAAGUAAAUGAAGUGGAAGAAGAGCAGAAUACCAUCGAAAUGGCUAGCAACAAGCCAGUUUGCUACUACAUCAUGGGAAAUGGUUGUGUAGAAGACCAGAAUGCUGUGUUCGAAAAGCCUCACUUGGGAAUGAAAAAUCAUUUGAAGGCUUUGUUCAUCAGAGCUAAGGUUCAUGGAGUUGGUGUAAACAAGAUCUUGGUUGAUGGUGGUGCAGUGGUUAACAUAUUACCUCACUUCAUGCUGAAGAAGUUGGGUUUAUAUGAAACAGAUCUGCAUACUCAUAAUGUGGUGCUGGCCAAUUAUGAGGGUAAGAUUGGUCAUGCUCUUGGGGCCAUUCAGUUAGAGGUAUGUGUGGGAAGCACAGUUCGAAAGACCUUGUUCAUGGUCAUUGCUGCCAAACCUAAUUACAACAUGUUGCUGGGCAGAGAAUGGAUACAUGGGGUAGGUGUUGUGCCUUCAACUAUGCAUCAGAAGUUGAUUGUGUGGAGAGAAGAUGGUUUAGUGGAAUAUGUGGAAGCUGACCAAAGUGCUUAUUUAACAGAAACUAACACUGUUUCUCUCCAGAAUUUUGACAAAAAUCUGGCUUCGAUUGCUCCAUGUGGUGAGCAAGAUGCUGCAUUCGAUCCAGAGGAAAUGGUGUCUGAAAAUGUAUACCAUUCAGUGAAACUUCAUCCAACCCAUGGUUUCUGCUGGGAAAGGGAAGAUAUUGAGAAGCCCUUGACAGAGGAUGAUUUCCCACCUGCAACUGGUUGGGGUGAUGUUGAUGGUUCUGAUGAUUGA
Molecule: messenger RNA, 2430 nt
Organism: Trifolium pratense (red clover)
Lineage: Eukaryota; Viridiplantae; Streptophyta; Magnoliopsida; Fabales; Fabaceae
Exons: 1
Coding region: 1-2430 (809 amino acids)
Source: RefSeq, a predicted model, not a curated record